Oncorhynchus gorbuscha (pink salmon) is the source of this 2504-nucleotide messenger RNA. RefSeq names its product antizyme inhibitor 1b (gene azin1b). Gene Ontology annotation, cellular component: cytoplasm. Bases 392 to 1705 code for a protein of 437 amino acids. Gene Ontology annotation, biological process: positive regulation of polyamine transmembrane transport; negative regulation of protein catabolic process. Gene Ontology annotation, molecular function: ornithine decarboxylase activator activity; ornithine decarboxylase activity. The record is from RefSeq and is a predicted model, not a curated record. Lineage: Eukaryota; Metazoa; Chordata; Actinopteri; Salmoniformes; Salmonidae. The transcript has 14 exons.
CUUCUCCAAGUAGCCAAGAGAAACAACGGCCGUACAUUUACAGAGCUGUCGUCAGCCAAACAUAUGGCAAAAAUAGACCUUGUUCUUUCUUUUUAAUGUGGUGUGUACUACAUUUUAAAAAUUCCGCCGAAAAAGAGAAGACGAUUUUCCGAAACAUUUUCGCCGUUAUCUCACGGCUCCCUCUUCUCUUUACAGGGGUAUAACUGCUACCCAGAAGGCCUAGGGGCGUCCCUUUACCGGGAGCGCUUUGACUUCAACGCUGAGCCGCCUUGGGAUCCUAGCUGAUAGCGGGACACGGCCUUCUACAGACUUGUCCAUGACCCACGGCUCAGUCGCGACUUUGACUACUUGACUACUACUUCUUUAUGAUUGUCUGCUGAAUACGGUUGAGAUGAAAGGACUCGCUGACGAACCAAACCACAUGAUUGAACUCCUGGAGGGAGGAACCACCCUGGAAGAUGUCAUUGACGGGCAUGUUUACGAACAAGCUCUGGCUGAAAAGAGUGUGUUUGUAGUGUCUGACCUUGGGUCCCUGAUGAGACAGCAUGUCCAGUGGCAGCUCACCAUGCCCCAGAUCAGGCCCUACUACCAGGUCCAAUCCAACAGCAGCCCGGUUGUCAUCGAGGUCCUGGCCUCUCUCGGUCUCGGCUUCGUCUGUGCUGACAAGGCUGAAGUCAGUCUGGUGUUGGACCACGGCGUGCCCCCUGACAACAUCAUCUUCUCUGGAGUUUGCAAACAGCUGUCCCACAUCAAACACGCAGCCAAGAAUGGCGUCGACCUCUGGGUGUGCGACAGCGAGACGGAACUCUACAAGAUAGCCCGUUCUCACCCCAGAGCCAGGCUGCUGGUUCAGGUAACUACGUGGGCCCAGGCAGCAGAGACCAGCAUGGAGUUUGGCUGCUCUCUGAAGAGCUGUAGACACCUGCUGGAGGCUGCCAAGGACCUGGGGGUGCAGGUGGUGGGAGUUACGUUUCACAUUCCCAGCUCCUGCAAGGACCUGCAGGCCUACACCCACGCGCUGUCAGAUGCCCGCUGUGUGUUUGACAUGGGGGCGGAGUUGGGGUUCAACAUGAGCAUCCUGGAUAUUGGUGGUGGUUUCUCUGGCUCAGAGUUUCAGCUCAAACAGGUUCAUACCACCAUCAGACUGCUGCUGGACGCCUACUUUCCCACUCUGUCUGGAGUGAAGGUCAUCGCUCAGCCUGGUAGCUACUACGUCUCCUCUGCCUUCACUCUGGCUGUCAAUGUCAUCGGCAAGAAGGUUGUGGCCCGGGACCGGAACGGCCUUGCUCGGGAUGAGCUGACCCCAGCUGACGAGCCAGAGUUCCUGUACUACCUGAACGACGGCGUCUACGGGUCUUUCUCCAGCAAGCUGCUGAACCCCAGAAUCCCUGCCCCGGCUGUGCACAAGGGGGCCAGGGCUGAGGAGCCAAUGUUCUCCAGCAGCCUGUGGGGUCCAUCAUGUGACAGCCUAGACCAGCUGGUAGACCACUGCCUGCUGCCUGAGCUCAGCCCUGGAGACUGGCUGGUCUUUAACAACAUGGGGGCUGCUGGUCUGGGGGACAUCUCCUCCUUCAGUGACCGCUCAGCCAUCAGACCACCUGUCUACUACACUGUCUCCACUGCUGACUGGUACAACAUACAGGAGGCUGGAAUAGCUGUGGACAGCAUCAUGAAGAACGUGUCCAUGGUCCAGUACGGUGCAUAGCUCCGCUCUGUCCCUCCCGAGAGAGAUCUCCUUACCCUGGGCUUUUAGUGGUCAACAUUCCAACGGCCUUGGAAAAUGAAGUGUUCAUCUUUCCAGGAAGGUUGAAAUAGACUUGUGAUUUCCUGGGAACAGAAAACGAUUUAUUGGUGACCCAUACCUCCAAUUCUCAAUUUGUUUUUGGAAAAAAGAAAAAGAUCAACACGUUUAUCCCUCUUCCUACUCGCCCCUCCUCCUCCUCAGAUAGAAAACAGCACGUUUAUCCCUCUUCCUACUCGCCCCUCCUCCUCCUCAGAUAGAAAACACGUUUAUCCCUCUUCCUACUCGCCCCUCCUCCUCCUCCUCCUCCUCAGAUAGAAAACACGUUUAUCCCUCUUCCUACUCGCCCCUCCUCCUCCUCAGAUAGAAAACACAUUUAUCCCUCUUCCUACUCGCCCCUCCUCCUCCUCAGAUAGAAAACACAUUUAUCCCUCUUCCUACUCGCCCCUCCUCCUCCUCAGAUAGAAAACACAUUUAUCCCUCUUCCUACUCGCCCCUCCUCCUCCUCAGAUAGAAAACAGCACGUUUAUCCCUCUUCCUCCUCGCCCCUCAGAUAGAAAACAGGUUUAUCCCUCUUCCUACUCGCCCCUCCUCCUCCUCCUCCUCCUCAGAUAGAAAACACGUUUAUCCCUCUUCCUACUCGCCCCUCCUCCUCCUCAGAUAGAAAACAGCACGUUUAUCCCUCUUCCUACUCGCCCCUCCUCCUCCUCAGAUAGAAAACAGCACGUUUAUCCCUCUUCCUACUCGCCCCUCCUCCUCCUCA